AUGUCGGCGGUCAGUUUGGGGCGUUUGGGGUUGAUCACGUUGACCACCGUCCUCCUGAUCAUAUCCCUCAUCCUAUGUGUGGUCGCGUUGGUAACGCCGGCUUGGCAAACAGUGUAUUUGGCAGAGUUUCAAGCCGAACAUCAGCAUGGCUUGUGGAUGGAUUGCACGUUGAACAGAAGACACGUUCAAGGCAUGAACAAUGAUUUGCAAUGUACCUACAAGUUUGAGUCAGCGUUCUAUGAAGGAAGCGAUUACUCGGAAAGUGUUCAUGCUGAGGAGGAGCAGCACAAGUUCCAUAGUAAGUAAAAAUUUUUAAAAAGUUAUAUGUCGAGCUUGUUUUAUCAAAAAAAUUUUUACUGGCUAAAGUGGUAAUUUUAACCUAAAGUAAUAUAGAUUGUAUAAAUAUUUAUUUUUUUUAUUUGAAAAUAUAAAUACAAAAUGAAAUAAAAACAAAAAUUUUUAUAUUUCAACAAUAAAAAAAUUUUAAAAAAUCCUUUUUUAGGCUGGCACGGUGCCGUACUAACCUUCAUAGCAAUAUCAUUGGUUAGUGGUACAGUUGGCUUGUGUUUUGUCUUCUGUGCCGCUUGUAUUCGAAUUUGUGGUAUUGUUGCUAAUGUUCUCCUUCUCAUAUCAAGUAGGUGAUAAAUCAUAUUAUGUACUCAUAUCGAGUACGUCGUAAAUUAUAUUACAAUUUAAAAGACUAAAAGUAAAAAAAGAUAUUUAUACGUAAAGUACGGUUUAACAAGGAUUUUAAGAUUUUUAUGAUCUUCCUCUCGCAACAAAUGAUAAUUAAUCAUAUAUGUUGGGACAGGGAAAUAAUUCUUUUGUCUAGUAAAAUGCAUCCUUUUUUUUUUGUUUGAUAGUCUUCUAACAACUGUAAAUUAAAUUGUAAAGAAAAAAUAAAUUAGUUGAUUAAAAUUAGCAUUGCUUAACUAUAAAAGCUUAAUUUUAGCGGUAUGUCUGGCCACAGCCUUAUCAGUGUUCUUUAUCAAUUCACACAAACACGAAGUCAGGUUUGUACAUGGCAUCACUAUGACAUAUGAAGUAAGUUGUAGUUUACAAAGGUAAAAUUAAAAAAAAUCUAAAGGAAUGCCAUACCUAAGGCUCUAAGUUAAAAAUGCUGUAAAUUAUAGCUCUGACAAGACGUUUAUAGCUAGCUAUGACCAAAAGUGAUGCUCUACUCUACUGUAAAGAGAUAAUAAUAUACUUGUAUUAAAAGUUGCUUUACUCUAUACUAUUAUAUUUUAGCAAUCCAAAGGAUAUUCGUUUUACCUCGGCGUAGCAAGUUUGAUAUGUUUGUUCAUUUCCUUCUUGAGUAGUGUACCGGCAACUGUAUUAGUCUUUCUACACGACCGACAACAACAUCGACCAAACAAAACGUUCCCCAAAGAUCAGCCUAUCACUGUUUAA
Messenger RNA from Bursaphelenchus okinawaensis, 1410 nucleotides. The record is from the annotation of a GenBank genome assembly. NCBI's taxonomy places the organism in Eukaryota, Metazoa, Nematoda, Chromadorea, Rhabditida, Aphelenchoididae.